Messenger RNA from Bipolaris oryzae ATCC 44560, 723 nucleotides. RefSeq lists its product as uncharacterized. The transcript has a single exon. The record is from RefSeq and is a predicted model, not a curated record. Bases 1 to 723 code for a protein of 240 amino acids. NCBI's taxonomy places the organism in Eukaryota, Fungi, Ascomycota, Dothideomycetes, Pleosporales, Pleosporaceae.
AUGACGAGGUCAGCAUCCUUUGAUGUGAUAGGUACUUGUUUCGGGUUCUCCGCCCCAAUCCAAGCCAUCCACUCCCGUCUGGGCCCGAAACUCAAGACCGCCGAUGUGGACCCAAAAACGCUUUUCUUUUCCUGGUUCUAUGCUGCGCAGCGCGACUUUACAUAUGUAUCCAUGACCGGAUCCUACGUCCCAAUUGCGCAAGUCCUGAAAUCGACCUUCCGGCGCGCGUGUGCCGUGGUAGAUCUACCCACCGAUGCUGUUACCGAUGAGGAUCUAGAGGAGAUCAUGAAGGCAUUCAGGAGCAUGGGGCCAAGAGAAGGCCUCAAGGCAUGCUUCGAUGGGUUGAGGGAAGCUGGGUGGGAAGUCUAUGGUGUGACCAACGGCGGAUCAGAGACGUCGCUGAAUUACUACCACAGCGCGGGUAUUGAGCUCGAUGCCGACCAUUUGCUAAGUUGCGAUGCGAUACAAGUUGCGAAGCCUGAUGUCCGAGUUUAUGAGAACGCCAAUCAGUACAUUUCUAAGAGAUUACAAGGGAAAGAGGAAGGGGAAAGGUGGUUUGUUGCAGCGCAUGCGUGGGAUUUGAUUGCAGCGAGGAAGGCGGGGUUUAAGACAGCCUAUCUUACACUUGAGGAACACGACCCUUGUACCGACGUGUUUGGGGAAUUUGAUCUGUACGCGUCCAGCAUGGUUGAGUUGCUGCGUAAGCUGGAAGAGCUCAAGUGA